AUGCAUUCCACAACGUUGCCACGGCUGCCCAUCUUUGAAGCCAUCGCGAAGCAUGACCCUCAGUCCACCGCGGUAAUCCACUCGGCUUCGGGAAGAACCUUUACCUACGGCGAAUUACUCGGCGAUGUGCGACGGGCAAGGCAACGGUUUUACGAAGCCAGCGGGAAGAAGGACUUGAACGGGGAGAGAAUAGCCUUUCUCAUCGAGAACAGCUACGAUUAUGUUGUUACCCUGCUCGCUGCACUCGCUGCGCGUUCCAUUGCGGUGCCAAUGUCCCCUGCCUUCCCGGCACCGGAGCUACAAUACAUCUUGGAUCACAGUGAAGCAGCCCUCCUCGUAUCGUCAGCCAAGUUCGCAUCCAAAGCACAAGAAGUCUUGGCGACGCAGCUGGCCACCAAACCGGCACAUCUCGAGCUAGAGAAGCAUCUUGGCGGCAGCAAAGGCGAAGACGUUCCGCUCGAGGGCUCAGAUCCCGCCGGCGCAGGUUUGAUGCUCUACACUUCAGGAACCACCAACAGACCCAAAGGCGUCCUCCUCCCACAAUCAGUCCUAACCGCCCAGUCACACUCCCUCAUAGAAGCAUGGAAGUACACGCCAUCCGACCACCUCCUCCACGUCCUCCCUCUGCACCACAUCCACGGCACCGUCAACGCUGUCAUAACACCCCUAUUCGCCGGCUCCUCCAUCGAAUUCAUGUUCCCCUUCAACGCCGACGCCGUAUGGAAACGACUCGCCGCGCCCUUCCUCCCCACCAACGGCACCAACGGCGUCCACGUCAACGGCACGCCUAAACCCUCCAACCAAAAAGUCACCUUCUUCACCGUCGUCCCAACCGUCUACAGCCGCCUCCUCUCCACGCACAAAUCACUGCCCCCGUCCAUCGCAACAGCCGCCCGGGAAGCAAUCUCCCCCCCAAACAUGCGCGUCAACAUCUCCGGCUCCGCUGCUCUCCCCACGCCCAUCAAAACCGCCUGGUCGACCCUCAGCCACGGCAACGUCCUCCUCGAGCGCUACGGCAUGACAGAAGUCGGCAUGGCACUCAGCUGCGGCCUCUCCUUCACAGACCGCAUCGACGCCUCCGUCGGUUGGCCCCUCCCCUCCGUCCAAGCCCGCCUCAUGGACAUUGACACCGGCGAAAUCAUCCCCCCUACCUCCGAAGUCGACUCCCACGGCCGCCCACGCUCCGGCGAGAUCCAACUCCGCGGCCCGACCAUCUUCCAAGAAUACUGGCGCAAUCCCUCCGCCACCGCUAAAGAAUUCAUCCCCGACCCCGACGGCCAAGGCUCCUGGUUCAAAACAGGCGACGUCGCCAUCCGCCGUUCCGUCCCCUCCGCCUCCCACAGCCAACCGUGGACCCAAGGACCCCUGUACUUCAUCCAGGGCCGUCUCACUGCAGAUAUCAUCAAAACAGGCGGCGAGAAAGUAUCCGCCCUGGAAGUAGAACGCGAACUCCUCAGUCUACCCGAAGUAUCGGAGGCGGCUGUCGUUGCCGUCCCCAGCGGGAACUGGGGCCAAAAAGUCGGCGCCGUCCUCAUCCUCAACAAGGACGUUGUGCAGAAGUGGUCACCAUUGGAAAUGAGGCGCGCCCUGAAGAGCAGGUUGGCGAAUUAUAAGAUUCCGCAGGUCAUGAAGGUUGUUGAGCAUAUUCCCAGGAAUGCAAUGGGCAAGAUUAACAAGAAGGUGCUUGUGAAGGAAAUUUUUGCGGAUGAGCAUAGCGGUGAUGAGAUGUAG
Pochonia chlamydosporia 170 is the source of this 1731-nucleotide messenger RNA. Its product is annotated as AMP-binding enzyme. The record is from RefSeq and is a predicted model, not a curated record. The coding region runs from base 1 to 1731 and encodes 576 amino acids. Lineage: Eukaryota; Fungi; Ascomycota; Sordariomycetes; Hypocreales; Clavicipitaceae. Gene Ontology annotation, biological process: fatty acid metabolic process. Gene Ontology annotation, molecular function: medium-chain fatty acid-CoA ligase activity. The transcript has 3 exons.